AGUUACGUCAUUCUACAUCACUAAGUUGACCUUAACUUACGCGACACCACAAGGCUGCAGUCGUUAAUCGACUGCUCCGUACCUGCAGAUACGGUUGCAACUGUCUGCAUCUACCCCAGGGUACUGAGAGCUUCGCUUUUCAACUUCUUUCCAUAUUUCCCUGUGCUGUCGAGACACCGACAUGAUGCCCCCCAUCAAAAUCUACGCUGACGCGCCAUUGCAUCCGGAGGGGGUCACACCAAAGACAGCUGAGCCGGAAGAAGCAUCUGGCCCACCGCCAACGAAAACAACGAAUCAACCGCCCACAAAUCUUUCAGAUCCUCCGGCUCCACAAACUGGAGCUCGCCCUCAGGUGCCAGCUCCAACGCGUGUGGCAGGAGGUUCGUUCGGUCCAUCACCACCUCAGCCUGGAGCAGUUCCACAGCCUACAAUUACAGCUACGUAUACAACAACCACGACAAGUCAGCUUUCUCCACCGUCUCAAAUGAACAUUCCGGCCCCGUCAACGAAUCAGGCGCCGACUCAUUCAUCAUACGUGCCGCCAGCAUCACAAUAUGAGACAGGGACUACUCUGGAACCUCCAUCAAGCAACCUACAUGGCAGAAGGGCGUCGCUGGAGCAUCCCCCGGGCUAUCAGCAAAAUCCAUACGCAGCUGAUGGAACACCUAAUGAUAGGGAGAGAUUCGCAGAAGCGGCGCGGCAAGCGCAGGAGGAAGAAGGGAUCAUGGGUUCAGUAAUGAAUGCUUUGUCAAGCGCUGGUAGGAGACUGUCAGAGUUGGAGGACGAGGCAUGGAAAUGGGCGACGGGUAAGAAAUAGCUCGACACUGAAGACGUAGAUACAGGUGAAAAGACUUACAAUUGCAAAUUGUCAACAGCGUAAUAGCGUUGGAAAGAGGCUAAAAGAAACCAAAUGGAAUUCAAAAAUCUUUUUUUUUUG
Verruconis gallopava is the source of this 937-nucleotide messenger RNA. RefSeq lists its product as uncharacterized. Lineage: Eukaryota; Fungi; Ascomycota; Dothideomycetes; Venturiales; Sympoventuriaceae. Bases 182 to 817 code for a protein of 211 amino acids. The transcript has a single exon. The record is from RefSeq and is a predicted model, not a curated record.